This is a messenger RNA of Betta splendens (Siamese fighting fish), 5803 nucleotides long. RefSeq names its product KIAA0319-like ortholog. Gene Ontology annotation, cellular component: plasma membrane; cytoplasmic vesicle. Bases 928 to 3843 code for a protein of 971 amino acids. NCBI's taxonomy places the organism in Eukaryota, Metazoa, Chordata, Actinopteri, Anabantiformes, Osphronemidae. The transcript has 25 exons. The record is from RefSeq and is a predicted model, not a curated record.
GUAUUUAACGCCGUGUCCGCCUUGACGACUGUCACACGGGCGCAUCAGCUGGACGAGCGAGAGGAACACUGACCCAGAUUCCUACGCGGCGGACGGCGAGUGCUACGACGCAGCUUCACGGCCGAACCGCCGAACCCGAGACGGAGCCGCGUCUGCCCGCCAGCCAGAAGAAACUGUGCGUGGGACUUGGUGUCACAAUAGAGAAAGCUCCACCAAGCUGUCUGCCUAAAGCAAUGCAGCUUUGACAAGUGCGCUAUUGACUGCUGCAAAUGAGAGCGAGUGAAGGAGGAAGAACCCGGCAGAGACGGAGAGGAGGGGGAGAACGGGUCCUCCCCAAGUUUAAGGGCUUUUUGGAUCGGGGGGUUCAUUGUUCUGCAGAAUCUUCUCAAGGGAAAAGUAGCCAUUGAAAGUCUGUAAUGGCAGAGCUGUCAUCAGCCCAGGUAACAGAGUGCACCUGACUGCUGCCGCUGCACACACUCCGAAUUACCAGCAGCCUCCGGGCAUUUUCUGCAGCGGUAAAAAGGGGAAAAACUGCUGUGAAGGAGGAAAAGACGUGACUGAGGCCCUCACUUUUCUGGCUGGAUUAUUUUUCCCUGGAGUAUUUUUUUUCUGUUUGCGGUAUCUACCUGUGGGAGAAAAAACAAGUGCUCAAGGACAAACAACAGUUUGUGGAUUUGAGUCUGUCUGAGCUGUUUACAAAAGCAGAGACGUGGCUGCAGGGAUGCUUAUUCACAGACAGAGGACGACCUUGCAGCACGGUGUUUGAUCAGCUCCACACUGCGGAGGCCCCGGAGGCGGCCAUGUUGGAUCUGCUGGCGCUGACCCGUCUUGACCCGUCCCCUCGCAGCACGUUGCUGCCGACCUAACCACUCCUACUCAUUUGUUCUUCUCCCUGGCUGCAGGUAAAGGCCCAUAUCCUUGUGGAGAAUGUCCUACGCGUUCAUCCAGCUGCUCACCUGGAGGUCUCCUCACCUCCUCCUCCUCCUCCCGCUGACCUUCAUCUGGCUCCUGAAUCCUCCCAGAGGUGUGUCGGCGGGCGUCUGCCGUGUGACCGGCGGCGUCCUGGGGAUCCACUGGAGCAGCGUGGUCGGCCUGGGGUGGCGUCCCCUGGCGGACGGGCGAGCGGGGGCCACGUGCUGGGAGUCCUGCUGCCUGAAGCCCGGCUGCAGCGCCGUGUGGAGCAUCGGCGGGCGCUGCGUGCUGCUCAGCUGCUCCCGUGGGAGCGGGUGCCCCAUCUGCUCGCUCCCCCAGCCUCACCAGGAGUCCCUUGGCCUCCUCCAGCUGCUCUCCAAGGUUCCUGUCACACGAAGGAACCCUCGUCAUGCAGGUCGACACCCCCGAGCCCAGGAAGGAAACCUUAGCAGCACGGCGCUUCCUAAACUCGAAACGGCCCCAACCGCACCGGUCAGCAUCCCGCUUCGAACCCCCGUGAGGAACGCGAGCCACGCAGCCACCGCCGCUCCGGUCACGGCCCCGGCCGCGCUGCAGCACAACGCGACGCUGGGCAACGGCAGCGCCGCGGCGCCGCCUCCCGGUGACGAUGCCACGUCGCCCACGGCAACCACUGCGACCGCAGCCGCCACGACGCCGGCGCAGGCGGUGCGGGAGCUGGUGGUGUCGGCAGGCGAGAGGGUGGAGGUCACGCUUCCACGCAGCGAGGUGGAGCUGAAUGCCUAUGUGAUCCCAACUCCCCCGCCAGACACAAACUAUGCAUUUGACUGGCGUCUGAUAACUCACCCUAAAGAUUACAGCGGGGAGAUGGAGGGAAAACACACCAAGACGCUUAAACUCAGCAAGCUGACCGUGGGCCUGUAUGAGUUCGGAGUGACCGUGGAGGGGGAGGGCGCCCACGGAGAAGGUUUCGUCAAUGUCACAGUCAAACCAGAGCCGCGGGUAAACAAGCCUCCCGUUGCCGUGGUUUCCCCAAAGUUCCAGGAGAUCUCCCUGCCAACCAGCUCUACGGUGAUCGACGGCAGCCACAGCACCGACGAUGACAAGGUGGUGUCGUAUCACUGGGAGGAGGUCAAAGGUCCCCUGCGGGAGGAGAAGGUCUCUGCUGACAUCGACGUCCUCACUCUCAACAACCUGGUUCCUGGGAACUACACGUUCAGUUUGACAGUGACCGACUCCGACGGAGCCACAAACUCGACACAGGCCACCCUCACAGUCUACAAAGCCAAGGACUAUCGCCCUGUGGCCAACGCCGGCCCCAACCAGGUCAUCCAGCUGCCACGGAACUCCAUCACUCUGUACGGCAACCAGAGCACUGAUGACCAUGACUCGCUGUCCUAUGAGUGGUCCCUCAGCCCAGUGAGCCAAGACAAGGUGGUGGAGAUGCAGGGCGUCCGGACGCCGAUUCUGCAGCUGUCGGCGAUGCAGGAGGGCGACUACACCUUCCAGCUGACUGUGAUGGAUUCGGCUGGACAGCAGGACACCGCCCAGGUCACCGUCUUCGUGCAGCCAGAAAACAAUAAGCCACCAGUAGCAGACGCAGGACCGGAGAAGGAGCUGACUCUACCUGUUGAUCACACCACGCUGGACGGCAGCAAGAGCAGCGACGACCAGAAGAUCGACACCUACCACUGGAGGCAAAGCAGCGGUCCUGUUGACGUGAGGAUCGAGAAUGCGGACGGCGCUUUAGCCACAGUGACGGGUCUGGAGGUCGGCGAGUACGAGUUCACCCUCACAGUAACCGACGAGAGGAAGCUGCAGAGCACGGACACGGUCCGAGUCAUCGUCCGAGAAGAAGUGGACCAGCCACCAGUGGCACAUGUUGUGUCCAGUCCAUCCAUCUCGUUGCCUCUAAGGACGGCCACUCUGGACGGAUCUCACUCCACCGAUGACAAAGGUGGCGUCAGCUACUUGUGGACCAGGGACGGCAGCAGCCCGGCCGCCGGGGAUGUGCUGAACAACUCUGACCAUCAGGCAGUGCUGUUUCUGGGAAACCUGGUGGAGGGCAAAUACAGCUUCACCUUGACGGUCACGGACAGUAAAGGACAGAGCAGCACUGACCACGGCACAGUGGAGGUCAAACCAGACGUGUGGGAACGUGACCUGGUGGAGCUGGUGUUGGAGGUGUCCGUUUCCCAGGUCUCCCACCGCCAGCGUGACAUGCUGCUGCGGCAGGUUGGGGUCCUCCUCGGCGUGCUCGACAGCGACAUUGUAGUGCGAGAGAUCAGCGCUUUCAACGAGCACAGCACACGGCUGGUCUUCCUGGUGUCCAGUGGUCCAGGGCGCCCCCCUCUGGCCGGCCACAGCGUUGCACUUGGUCUGCGCAACAAACUGCGCAAACAGAAGAAUGACUUUCUCAUCUACAAAGCUCGACGGGUGGAUACAGUCAUCUGCCAGCUGAACUGCUCCUCUCACGGCGAGUGUGACUCCUUCACACGACGAUGUGUCUGCCACCCGUUCUGGAUGGAGAACUUCAUUCGAGCUCAGCUUGGAGAUGCAGAAAGCAACUGUGAAUGGAGUGUGCUCUAUGUGACUAUAGCAUCCUUUACAAUUCUGGUUUCCGUAGCAACGCUCAUCUGGGGAAUGGUGUGUUGCUGCAAAAGACGAAAGAGCAAAGUGCGCAGAAACAAGAGCAGAUAUAAAAUACUAGAAGCAGAUGAGCAGGACAGUCUGGAGCUGCAACCACCUCGAGUUGCCCGUGUGAAGCCGGGCCCUGCUCCCACCUCCUCCGCCCUCAUGCACUCGGACUCUGACCUGGACAGUGAUGACGGGCACGGCGGGAUUCCGUGGACGGAGCAGGAGCGAGGGCAUCUCCUGCGGCCCCAGAACGGCUCCCUGAGGAACGGCCAGGGCCCGGCCCGGCCCAAGAAGCAGCGGGAGGAGCUGCUAUAGCAAACGAGGAGGAGGGCGUUCGCUGCCGCCCUCGCGCACACACCUCCUCCAGCUGUCGCACAUCUCCGUUCCUCACUCUUCCUUUUUGUCUUCUGUUGUUCUUCAACACAAACACCUCGCGCGUCUCAUCCACAAAGACAGACUGUGAUGCUUGGAUUUAAGAAGGGGAAGAAGAGGAAAGAUGCGGGGGAGAAAAAAAACUUUACUGGAAUUUCCCUGUUUCUUUUGCUGAGCCAAUAAGGAAGGAAAAAAAAAGAUUACUACUUCUCUAAGAACUAGUGGUGAGCCAUGUUUUGUAUGAAAUAUGGUCCGAACCUGUUAUUUAACACGGAGACACUCAGAAUGUACUGUACCCGUUACACUGGCUAGACGUAAAAAGAAUCCACUCCAAUGACACGAAAACCAGCCACUUGUCACGCUCACACCUUGCCUCUCGUAGACAUGCAUGUACGCACACAAACACGUUGUGUUCACCGUUUCAGGUCCACCCGAUGCUGCCAAACACUGCCAUGUUCAAACAACACUUAACUCGGCUCUGGUGAUUUUGUUAGUGUCUUGUAUGGAUGAGGAGGGGGGAAAAAAACAACCAAACGAGCAAAGGUGCAUGAAGAGUCUGGUUCGAUCUGACACCGAAUGAUCGCCUGCAUGUUUGUGUGUUGGGUGUGUAUGUGGAGUUUUCUGGCUUGUGUGCUCAGAUCAGUGGAGUGUUUCUCAUUUCAUUUAAUUUUUGGUUUGUUUGUUUUUGUUUUUUUUAAGUUAAUGAUCCAGGGAGAAGUUGUGAUGCAGGCAGCAGGUCUUCACACAAAAACAUGCUUUUAUUUUGAAGGCGCCUAUAUUAUUGCUGGUGUUCGCAAACGCUGGAACAGCAUGAAUAUGGCAAAAAGGGAGUGUGGUCUCCGUGGGAGAGUUUUUGUUUGCAUAUUUAUGAACAACUAUUAGGCUGUGAUUAGAUGUUCAUGCACUUUUGGGUUGACAUCCAUUUGCGUCAUGCAUGUUUUGUCCUUCACUGAAGAGGAAUUGGAGAAUGGAACGUGUAGACACUCUUGUCAUAAACUUGAAGCGUUCAUUAUGCAUGAAACACUCCCUUGAAUGUUUGAAUUGAACAGAAAAGUAAGUGUUUGAUGCACUAUAAAUGCUACUGGAGUCCAAGUGGAUCUGUUACUGGCUGCAGGCCUGAAUGUAGGGCACAGUAGGACUUUUGCAGUUUCAACAAUUAGAAUGAACACCCUUCACUUAAUCUCUGAAACUCAAUUGUUUUUGGUCACAAUAUCACGUGAGAAAACCCAAGGGCAUCUGUAGAAGUGAGUUGCACGCAGAAUGUAAACUGUGUAAAUUCUUCACUGUCCGUCAAGGUUUUUGUUGAGACACUGUCUGAGUUUAAGUUCAGUCUAUCUGAAAUCAUUAUUUGAAGUGUUGCAAAUGUUUGUUGCUUAAGGUUAAGUCACUCAUGUUUUUGUCUGUUCUGCUGCACUAGUCUGGAUUUAAAGCACCCACGGCACAAGUGUUUUAUUAUUUAUUCAACUUGUAUCUGCCAGCUCAUGAAACGCAAACUAAAACCAAGUGCACCAAAGUGCCAAGUGUGUGAAACGUUUUCCUCGUGUUUCUUAAGUCCCACACGUGAAAGUUGUUUUUGGAAUAACUGCCAAGACUUGACGAUGACUCACUCAAAGAUCAUUUUUACACCUUUUUUGACAACUUUUUUGAAUUUUUUUUUUUUUGAAAACUCCGCGUUUCUUCUGUUACAUGUUCAGCAUUUGUUGGUCACAUUUUGGGUUUUAAGGAAGUGGGUUGACCUUGACUCUGGUUGAGAUCACUGAAGAAAAAGAAAGUGGGGAGCAGCUAUUGUACAAGAGGGAAUUAGUUUACUAUGUUUUAAAUUAGUGAAGAAUUGCCCCUUAUUUCUUUGUGUGACCAGACCUGAUGCAACUGGAUAAUCUGUAAAAUAAAAUGUUUAAAUUUG